Molecule: messenger RNA, 1003 nt
Organism: Dromaius novaehollandiae (emu)
Lineage: Eukaryota; Metazoa; Chordata; Aves; Casuariiformes; Dromaiidae
Gene: TMEM269
Product: transmembrane protein 269
Exons: 6
Coding region: 130-858 (242 amino acids)
Biological process (GO): phospholipid biosynthetic process
Cellular component (GO): membrane
Molecular function (GO): phosphotransferase activity, for other substituted phosphate groups
Source: RefSeq, a predicted model, not a curated record
CCGCGCCGCGGCGCCGGUCCCGCCGCCCUCCGCUGAGCCGCCGUGCCUCAGUUUCCCCCGGCGCGGCGGCACCGGGCGCCGCGGGGCAUCGCCAGGGGAGCGGGCGCACGCCGCCCCACGGCCGCGGCCAUGUGGAUGGUGUCGCCGCCGGCGGGUGUCUUCCAGCCCACCAAGAAGCUGGUGCUGAGCGAGCAGGCGGGCCGGGCGCGGGCGCUGGAGGCCGUGCGCAAGAAUGCCGCCAACGCGCUCUCCGUGGCCAACCUCAUCACGGGGCUCUCCUCCGUCCUCUGCAGCCUGAACGGGCAAUUCUACUACUCGUGCUGGCUGCUGCUGGUGGGCUUCCUCCUGGACCUGGCCGACGGCGCCGUGGCCCGGCAGCUCAACGCCUGCUCGGCCCUGGGCGCCAAGCUGGACGACUUCGCCGACUUCACCUCCUUCGGGCUGGCCACGGCGCUGCUGCUGCGCACCCGCGGCGUCCUCGACGGGCUGCUGGCCGUCGCCUACGUGCUGGCCGUCUUCGCCCGCCUCUGCUUCUUCUCCAGCGCAGGGGUGCCCUUCACCUACCGCGGGCUGCCCUGCCCCUACGCCUCGGCGCUGCUGGCCGGGACCUACCUGCUCACCGGCGGCCACCUCACGCUGCUCCGCGUCACCGCCACCGUCAUGAUCCUCUUCAUGGUGGACCAGGGCUUCUACCCGCACGACAAGGUCCUGGAGUCCCAGCUCUGGAAGAAGGUGGUCUACGCCGGAGGGGUGGCCGCGGUCCUCUUCUCGCCCUCGUCCGUCCUCUCCCUCUACUACCUCGCCUGGUCGACCUCGUACAUCUUCUUCCCCUUCGCCGUGUGGAGCUGCAAGGUGUAACGGCCCGCCCCGCCGGCACGGGCCCCCCCGCGCCGCCCUCCGCCGGGCGCCUCGCCCCCAGUAAAGCUUUCGCCUCCCUCCCUCCCGAGCGCCAGCGCUGGGAUGUCUCGCCGCCCCCAACGAUGCUCCGCCGGGUAGGACGCGU